CAAGUUCUUGGAGAAUGCUAUUGUUAUUAUAAUGAUAAGAACAUUCCAAAAAAGUUUUUAGCAAAAAAUAACAUGGACCCAGAAGACAUUCCUGAGGAACUUCAGGAUCUUACUAAGAUUAAGGAAAUGUUGAUUACACAAAUAUUUACUGUACAUUAUAUUGCUGCAACUGUAGAUUAUAAUAAUGUUGAAUCUUUUAGAAUUAUCAUUAUAGGAACUGCAAGAACUGAAAAAUCAUAUUUAAUCAAAGUAGUUGUAGCUUGGCUUAAUGAAUUGGCAAAAGAUCAUGAUGUUGAAAAAAAAUUACCUGUACUCUUGCUUGCACCAACUGGAGUUACAGCAUACAACAUUCAUAAAAUAACAAUUUAUUUGGCACUCUUCAUUUUAGUAAAUUGCACUAAUUUUAAUCUAAAUAGUGAACAUCUAAAACAAUUACAAAAUAAGUUACAAGAUCAACAAGAUCAACUUUUUGGUAAUCAGUCUGUCAUUCUAAACAGUGAUUUUGAACAACUCUCACCAGUUCUUGAUAAUCCUAUAUAUACAUCAACCCUUCAACAUGAUUCACUAUCAAAUAAUAGUAUUAUUGUAUACAAACAAUUUUUAGAGGUCUAUAAGCUUGAUGUUGUUCAAUGUCAAUCUGGAAACUUGGAAGACCAAUGCUAUUUUAAAAAUAUUUUAUUAUGUCUUCAUGAUGAAAAGUCCACAAUAGAUAACUGGAAGACACUUAUAACACAGCUUGCUGAUUUGCCUAGAGUAGAUAAUACAUUAAACUGUUUUGUUGCCAGAAUCAAUGCUCACUAUGCAAUGGGUGGCCAUAAAGCAUCUAAAGCUAAUUUUAAUACAGCAAAAGCUAAGUUAGUUAAUCGUUUGAUAGAAGUAAUCCAAGAAAUUUUGUUUAAAAAAGAUAAAGCUUCUUCUUGCCUUUUAAGCAUACUUCUUGUUGAAUUUGAAGACUAUAGUGGUCCUUCUAUUUUAACUAUAAAAAACAAGAGAUUAGCAAUUACAGUAUAUAAAAGCCAAGGAUUAAUGCUUGCAAAGAGUAAAAUAGAUCUCAGAGAAAGAGAAUAUGCAGUUGGGCUUUCAUUUAUGGCAGUGUCUCAAGUUUGUACACUUAAAGAUCUUCUUUUUUGUUCAUUUUCUCUCAAAAGACUUCAAUGUAUAAAAAAAUUCAAGAGACUGCAAGAAAGAAAGACUGAAGAGAAAUAA
This is a messenger RNA of Cetraspora pellucida, 1206 nucleotides long. Lineage: Eukaryota; Fungi; Glomeromycota; Glomeromycetes; Diversisporales; Gigasporaceae. The record is from the annotation of a GenBank genome assembly.